AUGUCUUCUGGGAAUGGCACCAGAAACAAUUCGCCUGAGGCUUCGGGGGCAGCCAAAGCGGGCACUCGAAAGAAGAUCCGACCCACAUAUUCGUGUUUAAACUGCCACAAACGCAAAGUCAAGUGCGACCGAGUAAAGCCGUGCGGUGCCUGCUGCCUCCGCGGUACACCGUCCGAGUGCGAAUACGGCACCAGCAAGCGGGACCGCCAUUACAUCCAGCAGUCGGCUUUGAUCGAGAACCUUCUUCGGUCCUGUGAGAAUCUGAAACAGCAGCUUGCCGAGGCUCGCCAACUCGCCAAUCUUCCCGCCAUAAAGGAUGAAGACGGACCGCUACCGAGCAGCCAGGCGCUUUACUCCAUCAAGGAGUCGCACAACUCAGUUGACGAUGGAGACGACUCGUUGGACGAACUGGACCUUUCUUCCAAGGCCCCAGACGAUGAGUCUUUGCCUUCACCCAAUGCAGUCGUGCUGGAGGAGCAACGUACACGUAAAGAAAGUCGUUACUCCUCUCCACCAUUGUCGAAAGAGAAAGUCAUUCUUACUGAUCCCAAUCUAGCUAACGCAUUAAUUGAAUUUUAUGUUGAACGCUUGGUUAAUGAUUUCAGCCCUGCCCAAGUCAGCGGCACCAUCGCUUUACGUGAAGCUCGGUCCUUGCGAGUCUUUUCGCCGAUUCUGUGCAGUGCGUUUGAAGCGGCAUCCCUCACGUUUGCUGGCCGGCGCGAUGGAAAUCGAUCAGUCGAGGUAGCUGGUCACUCGCGUUACCUCCGAGUCUUGCGCUCUCUUCAGCAUGCUUUGUAUGACCCUCAGCAGGGCAAGUCGACCGAGGUCCUUGUGGUCGUUCUCCUAGCUACUAUCAUAGAAGCCUUCAAACAAACGUCAAAAGACUCGCUUCUCAAACAUCAGCUCGGUGGUUUGGAACUUUUACGGACUCGGACACCGUAUCGACAUCGAUAUGGCAUUGAGCGCUCUUUGUAUGUUGACCUUCGGAUGUAUUGGGUCACGGCAGCCUUGGUUCAUCGGAAGCCUACUUUCCUUGCGGAAAAAGAUUGGUUGACAGUCCCAUGGCCUGGGGACGGACCGGCUAAGGACAUCCUCCAACGCCUGCUGGAUGUUGCAGUGCAUAUUCCCGGAUACCUUGCUCAAGUUGACGAGUUCUUAGCGUCACUAAAGGGGGGCAACAAGCCCCCAUCGGAGCUAGUCAACAUGCAGAGUGCCAUUUGGGAACGGGCUACCGAACUUCAAGGUCUCCUCCAAGUAUGGAAGAACAUGUAUGCCGACACAUACCCGUUAGGUGGACUAUGGGAGGAAAGUCCAAGCAAAGCAGACCCAACCGACGACUUCCCCAAAUUUAGGUGCCGCAACCCCAGCACAAUGCAAGUGAUAGUGGGACAGAAUAUUAUGUACCCGGACCUGCUUCUAGCGACAUCAAUGACCUUCUACUGGGCCUUGGGUCUGAUCAUCUCCACCACCGACUCGGGACUAGUCAGCGUUCUCGGACUCCAGGAACGAUAUCAGUACGCGUGCAACAUCUGUCGCAGCAUGAAAUACUACACUCAGAACAUCCCGGGCUGUCUAAUAUCACGAGUUAUGUUCAUUCUCCGCACUGCAUUCGACAACUUCGCAGACGGCAUGGUCGAGAAGGAAUCCAUGGCGGAGAUGUUUACCUAUAUCGGUCGGAAAUUCGAGCUCCCUGUGUUUUCCAACAAAUGCACAUCAUCUUCAGUGAAGGCUGAAGGAAAGGCAUGA
This is a messenger RNA of Aspergillus welwitschiae, 1746 nucleotides long. Its product is annotated as Zn(II)2Cys6 transcription factor domain-containing protein. The transcript is spliced from 5 exons. Gene Ontology annotation, biological process: regulation of DNA-templated transcription. NCBI's taxonomy places the organism in Eukaryota, Fungi, Ascomycota, Eurotiomycetes, Eurotiales, Aspergillaceae. The coding region runs from base 1 to 1746 and encodes 581 amino acids. Gene Ontology annotation, molecular function: DNA-binding transcription factor activity, RNA polymerase II-specific; zinc ion binding. The record is from RefSeq and is a predicted model, not a curated record.